Lineus longissimus is the source of this 1248-nucleotide messenger RNA. RefSeq names its product FMRFamide receptor-like. The coding region runs from base 154 to 1248 and encodes 364 amino acids. The record is from RefSeq and is a predicted model, not a curated record. Gene Ontology annotation, biological process: G protein-coupled receptor signaling pathway. Gene Ontology annotation, molecular function: G protein-coupled peptide receptor activity. Gene Ontology annotation, cellular component: membrane. The transcript is spliced from 2 exons. Lineage: Eukaryota; Metazoa; Nemertea; Pilidiophora; Heteronemertea; Lineidae.
AACGUUGGUUACUCAAAGACAUGAUCCAGUUGGAAGGGCAUUUCAUUUACAGGAUAACACCACCGAUUGUACUGUACGUAUAUGUCGUAUUUCACAGUUCCUCUAAUCGGACCUUGGAUACCGACACGGUGCUGAUAUUCGAAACAAAUAAAGAUGGUUGAAUUAUUACUGCUUACCACAUCCAAUGCGACGACACUAGAGGCAACAUCCAAAAGAUGUAUUUACUGGAUGCACCACCGAGGUAUCGUAACUGUCGACGAUAUGACAAGAUACAUUCUUUUCUUUCCCUUGGCAAUAGUUGCUGGGGUUGUUGGCCUCCUUGGCAACAGUCUCGCAUACAUUGUCAUCGGGCUAGAGAGACCAUUUACGUCUACAUCGAUGUUACUCCGGGCGCUUGCCCUUGCGGACAAUCUCUCACUAGUUGCAUUCAUAUUCUUGCGGACUCCCGUAACCAUCGUCGACUCCACCGCGGGUAAUUUCGACUUUUAUUUGGAAUUUUUUCAUCUGUCCUUUGGCUAUCUGUGGACCAUACGUUGGCUAUGUAAGACUAUUUCUAUAUACAUGACUGUCGUUGUGGCAGUAGAACGGUAUAUUGCCGUCUGCAAACCGUUUAAAGCAGCGUCCAUUUGUACCUUGAGGAACGCCCGAAUCGCCGUUGCUUUAGUCGUUUUACUAUCUUUAGCCUGCCAGUUUCCGCAAUUCUUUUACAUAACUUACAAGUACACAUAUGAUCCCUGCACCGACCGCAAACGGCCGUACUUGACUUAUAACACAGAACUCAUGAGGAAUCCGAUAUAUAUGAUCGGAUAUAUCUACGUCUUUGACAUGAUUCUGAUGUCCAUUUUCCCGACGUGUGCCCUAACAUUCCUCGCCUAUGCGCUGAUCUCAACGUUAAGACAAGCUGCCCAGAAUAGCCUUUCGUCAGGGGACGGCCCAAGUCGUUCAGACAACACAAAGCCUAUAACCAUCAGAGUAAUAGGCAUAGUUCUCAUCUUUAUCAUACUGGAAACACCGGGGGGACUCGUGCAGAUAGUUUUAAUGCUUUACCAUUUCUUGGAAGUUUUGGGGUAUAUUGACAUCUCUAUCCUUUAUUCUGUUCAGAGUGCAUCUUAUUUUCUCAGUGUUUUGAACAAUGUGGCCAACUUUUACGUCUACUGUCUCACUGGACGACGAUUUAGGAAAUCGUUCAAGCGGAUUUUUUCGGUCCAAAAGUUGCGACAACUAAUGAUAGGGCAGAAAAAGUACUGA